Molecule: messenger RNA, 387 nt
Organism: Adineta steineri
Lineage: Eukaryota; Metazoa; Rotifera; Eurotatoria; Adinetida; Adinetidae
Source: the annotation of a GenBank genome assembly
AUGACAAAGAAUCGAAUUGGUCGUGAAAAUCCUGCAUUUGAGUUAGAUCAACAACCGUACAUAAUAAAUACUACAAAUGGAUCGAUAUUAACAACAAAAUUACAAUCGAUAGAAGAAAUAGAAGAUGAUGAUGAAGAUAAGAAUAACGCAGGUUUUGAAAAACUUCCUGACGAUGGUCAUUCAAAUGGUUUGUUUAUAUUAAAAUUUCGAAAAUAUAUAAUUCAAAUAAUUCAAAAACAAAAAACUGCAGUGGUCUAUGGAUUGAAAUUAAUCUUUUUGAUUGGUUUUCCUAUUUUCUCUGGAUUUGCUAUGAGUGAGAAAUAUGGUGCACUUGCUUUUCAUAUUCGUGGCAAUCUCUUUCGUGAUAAUUCAGGUAUUCUUAUCUAG